AGCUGAUGUCAUUAGACGCGCUAAAGCUCGGUUGCUACUUGAUACAUUUCGAGUUGAACUGAGAAGGAAGCCGGUUGUUAGCUCAAAUAGUGGAUAAACUAGAAACAAUAGAGAGGAUAUUUCAACACUUGAAAAGUUAAAAAAAAAACACUGUUGCUUUACAGUGAAAGACUUUUGCAAACAACAGACAUACUGCAUUUCGAGCAUAGUUUAUUCAUCAAAAUAAAAUAUGGGAAAUAAACAAAGUGGACCUAAGAAGGACAAGGAGGAGAAGAAAAAAAGUGGAAAGAAGAAAAAUACUAAAGGUGAAAAAAGUUCUGAUGAGGAACAAGUAAAUGGUGAGGCAACAGGAAUUGAAACUAAAACAGAAGAACAAGUAGAGAAUGGGGAAGUUGAAGAAGGAAAGACAGAAGAUGAAACAGUUGAUAAAAAGGUAGAAGACAAUAAACGAACUGAGGGAGAUGGUGAAGCCAUAGUAGAAAGUCCUAUUGAAAAACCUGCAGCAGAAUCUAAUACUGAAGUCCCUGCUGCGGAUAAUGCCCCAUCUAAUCCAAAAACAGAAGAAACUAAAGUUGAAGCAGUGGUCGAAGAAGCAGUUAAAGAUGCCCCAGAAGAGAAGAAAGAGGAGGUUAAAGUAGAAACCACAGAGACACCAGUAGCUCCCACGGUUGUUGAAGAACCUAAAACAGAAGCUGUAGUUGCUCAGGUGGAGGAAACAAAGCCGGAGCCACCAGCCCCUCUUCAAGAAACCAAACCGGUUGAAGUUACAGAAGCCUCUCCAGAACCUGUGGUAGAAUCAUUACCAGAACCUGUUGAAUCCCAGCCAGAACCUGUUGUUGAAUCCCAGCCAGAACCUGUUGUUGAAUCCCAGCCAGAACCUGUUGUUGAAUCCCAGCCAGAACCUGUUGUUGAAUCCCAGCCAGAACCGGAAGCACCAGUGGUAACAGAACCAGAAGCACCAGAGCCAAUAGUUGAAUCAAUACCAGAACCAGAUGUGCCUUCAGAAUCAACUGAUGCUCCAGUUGCUGAAAAUAGCACAGAAGAUAUUCCUCCUCCUCCACCAGAACCUCUGGUAGAAAAAGAAUCAACAGAGAAUGGAACAACAGAAGAGAAUGGAACAACAGAGAAUGGAAUAGAGGAAACCAAACCAGAACCAGUUACUAACGGAACAUCAGAGGUAAAUGGACAUCAGAACGGAGACACUAAAGUUUCAACACAGUUUAAAUGGGAAAGUGAAGGAGAAAAUGUUCAGGUUUCUGGAACCUUCAGUGAAUGGAAAGAAAAAUUCACAUUAGAGAAAAGUGAUGACGGUUUUAAAACAACAAUAGAUCUACCUGUUGGUGAAUAUUUCUAUAAAUAUCUUGUAGAUGAUGAAUGGGUGGUUAAUAAAAACGAGCCGGUUAAAUGUGGUGAUGAUGGAGUGGACAAUAAUGUUAUUAUUGUCAGUUAAGUUUCUCUAUGAUGAGGUGAUAUGUUAUUAUUAUAUAUAUUGUACAGACUUCUUUAUAUAAAUAUUGUACAUCUUUCAUCAUUUAUACUACUGUACAAUCUCUGUAUGUAAACAGUGCACUCAAUGGGAUCAUUAUAUAAAAUUUGGAAUUCAUUUAUCAAUUCUAUUCCACUAUGGUGGCAGAACCAGAAAAAUCUACAUCCAUUUGCAAAAUUAGUAAAUCAUUUCUGUUAACGAGAAAUAUUCUGUUAUAUUAAGGUAUUUCAGACUGAAAUAAAUAAAUGUUGUUUGCUUAUAAGUCUGUAAUUUAUUAAGUUACCUUCAGUUAUUCACAUGUGCUUAAACCCCUACUCCCAACACAAUUUUACUCAAAGUAAAAGUAGCAUUGGAUACGAGUGGUUUCUUAAUUCAGUUUGUGAAUUUUGGUAUUUUUACCUUUAAGGUAUUUAAGUUAGGACUUUGUAUUGGGUCAAGCUAAUGUAUAAGUAAUGUUUCUUUUUCUAAAUGAUAAUAUUUAAGCUUACAUUAGUUUUGUUAUUAUACAUAUAAAUAGAGUGUAAAUGUUUACACACAACGCAAGAAUCUGAGAUUGUAGAUGUUUUGUAUAUAGUUAAAGUAUGUAGCUUUAAACCAAAUGUGAUUGAUCAUUUCUAAUUACAUGUAUUUUUUACCAUAUACAUUUAAAUUGUUAUUAUUUAUUUAAAAUCAUAAACUGGGGAAAAGUGAUCUGGAAGUGAAUACUCCUGAAACGGUGAAUUGAUCCAAAAGAUUGAUACAGAAGUUUGAACUGUUUUAUAUGCAAGUGGAUUGUCUUAUUUCUCACCAAGGGGUGUUAACAUCAUGCCAGUCCCCCCCCCCCCCCCUCGUUCAUAGCUCAAUUCAAAAGUUAUUAUACACAAAAACUUUAAAAGCUCAAAUUUUUACACUUAUUUCCAUUCAUUGGCUUAUUAUUGGGGUAUAUUUAAAUGAAGUCGGUUUAUAUUUUGUGCUCAAUUUCUAGUCAAUUAUUUAAAUUUUUAAUUCUUUACUCAUUCAAUUUAUUUAAUAAAUAUAUUUUCAUGCUCAUUUCACUAUAUUAUUUUAAAAUAUAUGAAGAACUGUUUACAUGAUCAUCUAUUUAUCAACUUCAGAAAAAGAUUUGUUUCACACUGUUUCCUGUAAAUGUAAUUGUUUAAGAUGAAGAAAACUUCAUUGCAUAAUAAGACAAUACUAACAAUACUGCAAAUUAACAUUAUCAUUUAGUUAAUACAGAAAUAUUCCAUUGAGAUAUGAAUUGUAAAAUGUUUGAAUACCAAAUCAUAAUUUUUUCAUCUUUUAUCUAUAUAUAGGUGGAAUGAUAGUGGUAUGGGGUAAUUAAUAUUAAUUUAUAUAAUUGCUUUAAAUUCUGUGUUUGUGAAACUAUAUCAUAUUAGUGUUAUAUAUAAAACAAACUACCCAGAGGUCUUAUCAGAAUAAAUUAAUUGUUUUCGUGAAUAAUUACAGGUGUCCGGUAGCUUAAGAAUUACAUAAAUUAUUGGUACUAUUUGGAAUUACAUAUUUUACCAGGAGCGUGGCGAACAAGAGAUAGACACUUGAUCAAAGAAUAAGAUUUAUGGCCCUUACAAUUGUAUCUUAAAAAUAAGGAUAUUUAUCAGUAGAGGGGACAUUUGUAGUUAUUUGAUCAAUAGCACAAGUAAUUGAGCUUGUAAUUAGUGUUUCAUUAAUGUAUAGGACCAACAGCUUAGUAUGCAUGAGACCAAUAUUAAUACAUUUUGAUUAAACUCUGAAAUUGAAAGCUACGGUUUAUGCAAGCGAUACCUACAUAGAAUGCUUUCCAAGGUGAUUAAAAAAGAUCUGAAACUAAAUUUUAGAAACAUUUGGCUGAUAAUUUCCUUACUUCAGUUUCAGAGUUUAUUUUUAAAAAUUUCAUGAUUUGACAAUGUCUGAUUUUAGACAGAAUAUAUUUUCUAGUUCUUUUAUAUAAUACCGUGUAGAUAAAUAUGUAUUUUUGGAUAUAGAAAUAUUAGGGCAUUUUGCAAUCAUGAAAUCAGCAUUUUUUUAUUAAAAUUAAAUGUAUUAACAUUAUUAUAUAUUACAAAUAAUUUUUAGGAAAUUAUAUUUAAUAUUUGACAAAAUUCCAAAAUUUCAAAUGAAACAUAUCGAUUUAUCAUGGUAUAUUUAUUACUUAUGUGUCUUCCCAUAUACUAUAGAAAACCAAGUAAAAUGACCAAAAUGUUUCUUUAUAUCUAUAUUUGAUAUACCAUUUUUAUACGCCCACAUGGAAAUGUGGAUGUAUAUUGCCGUUACCCCUGUCCGUCGUCCACAAUUUCUUGUGAACUAUCUAAAGCCAAAAGUUUUCAUCCGAUUGUUUUAAAAUUGAUAUAUGUUGUUUACAUUAGUGAGAUGAAGGAUCCUAUUGAAUUUCAGCAAUUUCCAUUUAUUAUGUCUUUCAACCUUGUUAAUGCUCGAUUGAUGAAAGUUAUCAUCCGAUAUGUAUGAAAUUUAUAUGCAUCAUUUAAAUUUGUGAAACAGGUUUAUUGAAUUUCAGCAAUUUCUGUCAAUUAUUUCUAGAUUUAUGGCCCUUGUUUUACUUUGUGAACCUUCGAAUGACAAAAGUUAUCAUCCGAUCUGUAUGAAAUUUAUAUGUAUUAUUUAAAUUAGUAAAACAAAAAAGCCUGUCAAAUUCCAAAAGUUUCUAUAAAUUACUUCCAGAGUUAAGGCCCUUGUUUGAGUUUGUAGACCCUUGUGAACGACAAAAAUUAUAAUCUGAUCUGUAUGUGAUUGUCUUGUAAAUGCCCCCAAUUGCCUACAAAUAAAUAAAUAUGCGACAACCCUUGUCGACCGCUCGGAUGAUUUAUCUGCUGUGGGCGUAUGUUAUUGGCAACCUAUCUUUAUAACAUUGUACACCAUAUAUCAUCUUUUGUCAUCAUUAAAUAUAUUGUAUUUAUCUUAUUACAUACACUGUGCUAUAUCAUAUAUGGGGUGCUAAAAAAUUUCAUCUUUUUUAGAGGAAAAAUUAAAUAAUAAAAGCUUGUAAUAUCUGAUGGGUAAAAUUGUCAAUACACGUUUCAGAAUUAAUUUAUAUAUUUUUCUUUGUUUUAUUAAUUAAAAUUAUCAGAUUUCUUUCAGUAACUUCAAAUAAAUUAUGUUUCAUUUGGAUCAAAUAUAUAAUCUUAUAUUUAAAAUUCGAAUUUCAAUUCAUUCUGAUUAAAACACAGAUCCCAUUUUGUUUCGUUUUUUAUAGUUCAAAAUUUUGUUUUAUUUGUCUGUACUACACUAGGAUCUGGAAGAGUUGUUAUAUAACCAGCGUUCUGGAUGGCGUGUGGGUUUAGCCAAUGAAACCAUCUGUUGCAGCGACUUCUUGGCAUGCUAUGCAUGGAACUGUGGGUAAAGGACUAGAAAUGUCGACACUGAUUAAUCAAUAUAGGGUCAAAAGCCGCUCUUACGACCUCUGACGUGACCUUUCACUACAACCGGUCAGAUCUUCAUGUAGUACUGUCCAUCUAAAGUAUUAAAAAAUAAAACUAAAUAUAGAUCUGUAUGUAUCUUAAUCAGAUUGAUUUCAAUUGAAUAUCAGAAUCUAUUUCAUAAUUUUGAUUCUAGAUUGGUAAUUUUUAUUGCAUCUUUAUGUUAAUGAUAUUUUGAAGUAAGGUUUAAUAUUUUGUAUAAUAUAAAAAUUUACAGCAUUGUAUAUUAAUUGCCUGGUACUAUUAUAUUAUUUACUACAUGUAAACAUUGUGUGUCUGUUGUAAUAAAAGUGCGAAUGAAAAAUA
Molecule: messenger RNA, 5202 nt
Organism: Patella vulgata (common limpet)
Lineage: Eukaryota; Metazoa; Mollusca; Gastropoda; Patellidae
Product: proteoglycan 4
Exons: 6
Coding region: 230-1450 (406 amino acids)
Biological process (GO): signal transduction
Cellular component (GO): cytoplasm; nucleus; nucleotide-activated protein kinase complex
Molecular function (GO): protein kinase binding
Source: RefSeq, a predicted model, not a curated record